GAGAGAGAGACCGUGUCAGAGGAUCAUCAGAGGAGCUUCAGCUUCAUCAGGACCAGGAUCAGGAGCCGGGGUCGGUCGGUGAGACAGGUCUCGGUGCCGCAGCUGCAUCAUGUCCUUUAGCCCUAAAGCGUCCUCCACUCCCUUCUCCGUCUCUGACAUCCUCAGUCCCAUGGAGGAAACUUACCGGAGGUUUGGGGGCGUGGACGCCGCCGCGGGAAGCCUCGGUUCCCCGCUGACCUCGUACCGGCAGCCGCAGGUCCAUCAGGCCGGCGCGCAGCACCAGAACCAGCACCAGCACCAGCCGCAGCACCUUCAUCACCACCAUCACCAUCAUCACCAGCCGCCGCUGCCUCCACAUCUUCACCACCAUCACCACCACCUGUCCUCCUCCUCCUCAUCAUCUUCAUCCUCCUCCUGCUCCUCUUCCUCGGCCUCCGCUGCAGCCGCGCUGGGACCCGGCGGAACUUUCCACCACCACCACCCUCAUCAUCAUGUUUCCCACGCGGUGCCGCAGUUCUCCGGGGCCGUGGGUGGAUUCUGUAACGGAGGAGAACUUCCGUCCUACCAGGACACGGUGAGAGGAGGAGGAGGAGGAGGAGGAGGAGGAGGAGCAGCGUGGUACAGCGGCCCGGAGCCCAGAUACAGCACAAUUUCCAGAUUCAUGGGCCCCUCCGCGGCCGCCGGGAUGAACGUGCCCGGGAUGAUGAGCUCUCUCACCGGCAUGGACUCCGCAGCUAAAUCCGUGGUGUCGCUUCACGCUGCCGCGGCCGCCGCUGCCGCCGCCGCCGCGCCGCGCCGGAAGCGGCGGGUUCUGUUCUCACAGGCGCAGGUGUUUGAGCUCGAGCGACGCUUCAAGCAGCAGAAAUACCUGUCGGCACCGGAGAGGGAGCACCUGGCCGGACUGAUCCACCUGAGCCCGAACCAGGUCAAGAUCUGGUUCCAGAACCACCGCUACAAACUGAAGCGGCAGUCCAAGGACAAGGCCCCGCCGCCGCAGCCGCAGCAGCAGCAGGACGGAACCGGAGGAACCGGAGGAGGGUGUGACCCUUGCCGCCGCUCGUCCUCCAAGUCCCCGGUUAUGUCCAAGAACGAAAAAAGCUGCCACAGCGACACCAACGGGUCAAACCAGAACCAGAGCCAGAGCGGCGGGAGACAGCGUGAGGCCGUGAACGGUCCACCGCAGUCGCUGAACCCGGUGUCCUCGUCCACCGACGAGCUGGAGGACAUGUCCCCGAGUCCAACUCCCGUGAUGAUGAUGGGAAUCCACGGUCACAUCAACAUGACGCAGAGUGACGUGGCGCUGAUCGAUUACACCAACAACAUGAUCAGCUCCAGCUUACUGUACGGGAGGACAUGGUAG
Solea senegalensis (Senegalese sole) is the source of this 1360-nucleotide messenger RNA. RefSeq names its product homeobox protein Nkx-2.4-like. Bases 110 to 1360 code for a protein of 416 amino acids. Gene Ontology annotation, cellular component: nucleus. NCBI's taxonomy places the organism in Eukaryota, Metazoa, Chordata, Actinopteri, Pleuronectiformes, Soleidae. Gene Ontology annotation, molecular function: RNA polymerase II cis-regulatory region sequence-specific DNA binding; DNA-binding transcription factor activity, RNA polymerase II-specific. Gene Ontology annotation, biological process: cell differentiation; regulation of transcription by RNA polymerase II. The record is from RefSeq and is a predicted model, not a curated record. The transcript is spliced from 2 exons.